Molecule: messenger RNA, 705 nt
Organism: Lizanozyma spartinae
Lineage: Eukaryota; Fungi; Ascomycota; Pichiomycetes; Serinales; Debaryomycetaceae
Gene: RPE1
Product: ribulose-phosphate 3-epimerase
Exons: 1
Coding region: 1-705 (234 amino acids)
Biological process (GO): carbohydrate metabolic process; pentose-phosphate shunt; pentose-phosphate shunt, non-oxidative branch
Cellular component (GO): cytosol
Molecular function (GO): D-ribulose-phosphate 3-epimerase activity; metal ion binding
Source: RefSeq, a predicted model, not a curated record
AUGGUCAAGCCACUUAUUGCACCAUCCAUUUUGGCAUCAAACUUUGCCGAUUUAGGCUGUCAAUGUCAUAAGAUGUUGGACAAUGGAGCUGAUUGGCUUCAUAUAGAUGUCAUGGAUGGACACUUUGUUCCCAACAUUUCCUUGGGACCUCCUAUUAUUUCUUCGUUACGUAAGGAGAUUCCUCGUUCUGACACUAAGCCAAGUUUCUUUGAUUGUCAUAUGAUGGUCAGUGAACCAGAGAAAUGGGUUGAAGAGAUUGCUAAGGCCGGCGGUGACUCCUAUACUUUCCAUUAUGAAGCUACAAAGGAUCCAUUGGCAUUAGUAAAGUUAAUCAAGAGCCACGGCUUGAAAGCUGCAUGUGCCAUCAAACCAGGCACUUCAGUCGACGUUUUAUACCCAUUGGGUGAGUAUUUGGAUAUGGCUUUAGUAAUGACUGUAGAGCCUGGUUUCGGAGGUCAAAAAUUCAUGGCUGACAUGAUGCCCAAAGUAGAAGCUUUACGGACCAAGUUCCCCAAAUUGAAUAUCCAAGUCGAUGGUGGUUUGGGAAAGGAAACCAUCCCUGCCGCUGCUGGUGCUGGUGCCAACGUCAUUGUUGCUGGUACCUCAUGUUUUACAGCUACUGAUCCCAGGGAAUUGAUUGAAUUCUUAAGAGAGAACGUUAGUAAAAACUUGAGUGCUCGUGGCUUGCUAGAUGAAAAAGUAUAG